Molecule: messenger RNA, 1417 nt
Organism: Lottia gigantea (owl limpet)
Lineage: Eukaryota; Metazoa; Mollusca; Gastropoda; Lottiidae
Exons: 2
Coding region: 40-579 (179 amino acids)
Cellular component (GO): nucleus
Source: RefSeq, a predicted model, not a curated record
CACGUGCGUUGUUUAUCAACAUAAACAAACAUUAUUAUCAUGCCUAAAGCUCCAAAAUUAAAUGUAUCGGGCAAUAAAGCGAUACAUCCAAACAGCAGAAAGGCAACAGUGUUCCAACGAGACCAAAAACAUAAAGCACGCAUUGACGGCAGCCGACAAGUCAAAUCGUUAAGACAAGAUGCAUCUUUGGACAAGUUUUUGUGGUUUCAGCAAAAUAUGGACGAAGAAAAAUUAGUAUUUAGUAAAAAGGAACUGACAGAUUUAGUGUUGAAAUACAUGGACAGAUUUGAGGAAGAAAUCGAACAAAUUUCCAUAGUCAAUUCAAUAGGGUGCAGAGCCAACUCUAAGAAUCAACACGCCUCUAGGUUGGAUUCUAUAAAAUUCACCCAGGAUAAAGAAGAAAACGAAUUUUCAUCCACUGGACUGGAGGUGCCUAACUUAAUGAAAAAGGGAAACGUUGAACUGUUUAAAGCCUGGGGAGGCGAAAUGAGAUAUUUUAGUAACAUUGUGAAAAUUAAGAUCAGUAAAAGAGAUGCCGAGAAAUUUGAACUUGAGAAAAGUGAAAAAGUUAUGGAAUAAUAAAUUACAAAUUGCGUUUAAUUUGUUUCUAAAACAUAGUUUCAUUUUAGCCUCUAUCAUGCAGUCUAUGUGCAUUAAGUUCACAUUUCAAUUCUUCCUCAACUUCCUCUGAAAACCUUCUAUCAAACUCCCAACAGAAUCAAAUCUAUUCAAUCAGAAUAAUGCUAAAUCAUGUCAAAUAUUUCUGGCACGAGAAAUAUAUACAAAUACAAAGUCUCCAACUGAACACUUGUCGCCAUUUUUAUUGUCAGUUAAUAUUUUUUAUACCACCAGAUUGAUAUCAAACAAAAAAUUCUUUUUAUCCAUCAUAACAUUUAAAGAAAGAUUGCCACCAAUUGGUGGUAAUAUUUCACCAGAAUGCUCGCAGCGCCAAUUGUAGGAUAAUUAUAAGGAGGUCAUUCUGUAAUGUCCUGGCGAUUUUAUUUCUACGAGAUUCCAUAAGUCAUAACUAUCUCCUUUGGCAUUUCUGUUUGAAAAAAUUAGGCAAUGGUUUGAAUCGAAUUGGUAAUUAUUGGCAGAUGGCAAGUUAAUGUCCGCUUCCAGCUAACUGAUAUCACAGACUAGGUAGUUGUUGGUAGUUGACAAGUUAACACCUGCUUCCAGCUAACUGGUACCACAGACUAGGUAGUUGUUGGUAGAUAACAAGUUAAUGUACUACCAGGAAUCCACCUCGUGGUGUUACCAAAUAGAAUAUAUUCAUAUCAUAGAUUUACGCUUUGAUAAAUCUCAUGACUUUUACUAACUGUAUAUAUUAUACAUGAUAUGGUAAACAACACUGGUGGAAAUGCUUUUUGUCUUUGAUAUUUUUUAUCAUUUGAAUAAAAGGUUAUGCUAAAGU